AAGAAAAAUAUGGCGAAAUGUCAUCCGUGAAAAUUUUUAAAUUGCAAAGUUUUGCUAAAAUUUCUCUGUGUUUACCCAAUUAGUUUUAAAUUACUUUUUAAUAAAUAAAAAUUAAGUAGGAGAAAAUGUUUUCCAUUAAAUAAUCGAAAAAAAACUCUAAUAAAAUAUCCAUUAUAAUCUAGUUUAUCACUUGUUGUUUUUUUUUCCUUCUACAACUCAUCCUUUCGCUGAGAAAAUAAAUAAAUUAUCUUGUGUUCUUUUUGAUUGCAAAAAAUAUUAAAUCAAUUUCGGAACAAAAAAUCAUUUUUUAUCAUUAUUCUAAUUUAAAAUUCAUUUAAAUAAACUCGAAAAUCAUUUGAUUAAAUGAAUUUGUAUUCAAUAAAAAAGAUCUUUCAUGUCUCGAUUCUGUUCCACAUAAUUUUGCGUGUAAAUCGAUAAUUUGCAAUGUAAACUAGCAACUAAUGAGAAAAGCACGAAUGAGAUAAAUCACUGAUAAGUCUGUGUUCCACUUAAAAAAAAAUAAAAGCUGAGAGUUCUUAAUUGUGCUGAGGUUUUUUUGCGUGAAUUUGUAUACAAAAUAACAAACUACCAAUCUGCAGUGUAUACUUUUUUUUUGUUUGUUGGAUUUUUCUGUUUGUUGUUUCUGUUGGUUGAAAAAAACAACAUUUAACCAUCGAAAUGGAACAAGAAAUUGGAACUUGGGAUUCGGUGCUGUUAGAGAAUUUAUCUGAAGAUAGUUUUAUCAACAAUAUUCAUCAACGUUAUAAAAGAGAUCACAUAUACACUUACAUCGGGACAUCAGUUGUUGCUGUCAACCCAUACCGCCACAUAUCGGAGCACACUUCAGAAAUAAUUCGAGCUUACGGGAGUAAAGGCAUUUUUCAAUUGCCUCCGCAUAUCUAUGGCCUUGCAAAUUUAGCUUACCAGUCCUUAAAGGAUCAAAGUGAAGAUCAAUGCAUUAUACUAUUAGGUGAAAGUGGUGCAGGAAAAACUGAAUCAUUUAAAAUGGUUGUCAACUUUCUCACUCACAUUCAAGAUGCUCAAAGGAGCAAACUCAAAUGUCCGUUGGCUACAUCAAGACGUCGAACUUCCAGUAGUUGUUCAGGAAGUUAUGUUGCGUGUCCGAAUUCACGACUCUCCACUCCAAAGAAACAAUCGUCGACAGCCACCCAGCACAUGUCAACCGGAACACAAGAGUCUUUGUUAAGAGUUCGAGCUGAAAGUAGUGAUCGUUCAUCUAGAAGAAACAUACGCGAAAAAGUUGUUGAUUUUGAUUUUUCCCAUCAUAAGAGUACAGAAAAUUUUGACGAACUUCUCCCCCAUCGCCAUGAGCGAACUUCGAUUAUAUCAACAACGGUGCCAACGAAAUCCUGUUUCAAACACAACUACAAUGAUGUAUCACUGAGUCGCCAAAAAUCCGAUAAAAUCUUGUGUGAUGCCUCGACAAAUGUAUCGAUGGGAAAACUAAAUUCUGGGCCAAGUUGUGGUGAUUCAACUUCAUAUAAUGUUGCAUUCAAAGGAUCACCAUACAGCACUCCUAGUACAACAGCAACUGGUUGUCGACAGUGUGGUCACAAUAAAUGCACCCGACAACGUAGUUUUGAAGUUGAUGAAAAAGCAUGCAGUAGCAGUGCUAGUACGAUUUCUUACAAAAUGAAAGCUGAUGUCAAAAUGAGAGGAAGCUGUUCGAGUUUGAUACGGCAACAUUCAAAUGAAAGUUCGACAAGUCGAGAUAUUAUUCCGGGAUCGGCAAUUAGUUCAUCGAGAAUUUCUCUUUUUGAUGCUCAUCGGCUUAAUCAAAUGUAUGGAGAAAAUUUAAAAUCAAACAGAAAUGUUUCAACAACAAACAUAUUGAUGCAUUGUAGAAAUCCAAGAAUGAGGGAAUGUGUUACGUGCGCUGAUGUUUUCUUAGAAGCUAUGGGCAAUGCAACAACUUUAAAAAAUAACAAUUCGAGUAGAUAUGGAAAAUUUUUUGAUAUCGAAAUUGAUUUCAAAGGCGAUCCUAUAGGAAUUCACAUAACACAUUACAUGUUGGAGAAGACCCGCGUUACACAUUUAAAUCCUGGAGAAAGGAAUUUUCAUAUAUUUUAUCAAUUGUUAUUGGGUGCUGAUGUGCAGUUUUUAAAAUCACUUAAACUCUAUCGAAAUGUUGAGAAAUAUGAGAUUUUGAAGAACACAACAGCCAUCGAAGAGGAUCGUAGUAAUUUUCACUAUACAAAGAAAUCUCUUGAAGUUCUCGGUUUACACGCAGAUGAGAUUCAGUCGAUGUUUCGCAUUAUUGCGGUUGUUUUGAAACUCGGUAAUUUUAUCUUUGUACCAAUUACUAAUAUAGACGGCACAGAAGGCUGUCAGGUUUCCAAUGAUUACGAGUUACAGGAAACGGCUCAGUUACUUAAUCUAGAUGCUCAAAUUUUAUUACAUUGCCUUACGCGAGCUAGCGCUGCUUGUAUGCAUGAAGAUGCUGGUUGCGAACUUGAUGCCCGACAAGCAACAGCGUACAGAAAUACAUUAUGUCGAACACUUUACAGUCGACUCUUUACUUGGCUCGUCAAUAGAAUUAAUGACUCAUUGAAAUCAAAUCAAAGAGAAAAAAAUUUAGCUUUACUAGACUUUUACGGUUUCGAAAUUUUUGAUAACAAUUCUUUUGAACAAUUCGCAAUAAAUUACUGUGCUGAGAAAAUACACCAGAAUUUUAUAUACAACGUUCUUAGGCUAGAACAAGAGAUUUAUGUCAGAGAAGGCCUAGAAUGGUCUCGCAUUGAUUUUUUUGAUAAUGAAUCAAUAUGCGAGCUCAUCGAUAAGCCAUGCUAUGGCAUUUUAAGUCUCAUUAAUGAACCGCACAUAAGCACAGAUGAAGCACUCUUAAUUCGAAUACAACAAUGCUGUGCUGGCCAUCCAAAUUUCCUAACAAGUGGUCCAACAAUGACUUCAAUGAGUUUUAAAAUAAGACACUUCGCUAAUGUAGUCAACUAUUCGGUUCAUCGGUUUCUGGAAAAAAAUUCAGAUGUGCUUCCCAAAAAUAUUAGCGCAGGUCUAUACCAAAGCAAAAUGUCUUUAGUACAAAGCCUUUUCCCAGAAGGCAAUCCAAAACGUUCAACCAAGAAACCCUCUACCCUUAGUGCCAAUUUACGCACCCAAUUACAAACCCUUAUAGCUAUAAUCAAAAAUCGCGGAACUCAUUAUGUAUUCUGCAUUAAGCCGAAUGAGGCCAAGCAGCCAAGAACAUUCGAACUAGCCUUAGUACAACAUCAAGUGCGUUACAUGAGCCUUAUGCCUUUAGUGAAUCUCUGUAGGACAGGGCACUGUUUUCAUCUAUCUCAUGGGAAAUUUUUCAAUCGCUAUAAACUGCUAAACAGUGUAACAUGGCCACACUUCCACAGUGGCAAUACCGUUGAAGGUAUUGCUUUGAUUAUACGUAAUGUGCCCUUGCCAUCAGCAGAAUUUACAAUUGGAACAAAAAAUGUCUUUAUUCGAAGCCCACGAACUGUUUUUGAAUUGGAACAAUUUAGAAAAGCACGCAUGGAUGAUUUAGCUAUCCUGAUACAGAAAACAUAUCGAAUGCACAUGCGCAGAAAAACCUUUUUGCGGAUGAGAGAGAGCCAAAUUGUAAUAUCGAGUGCCUGGAGAACAUGGAGGGAGUGUCGCUUUGGUAUUCCGUUCACAGGCCGCAGGCAUCUGUGGAGUUUAUAUAGAAUAGCUAAAGAAGAAUAUCGUGCUAUCAAGUAUCGAAAACAAGUUGAAUGGGCUGUUGAAGUUAUUUUUCAAUUCUAUAGAAGAUGGAAAAUUCGAAAUUUUCUUCUUACACUUCCGCUACGUCUUCCACCAAAUACAUUAAGUCCGCUUUCUACAGAAUGGCCGAGUGCGCCAAAAUUUUUAGUCGAAACUUCAAGAAUUUUACGGGCAAUUUAUCAUCGUUGGAAAUGUUUUAUCUAUCGGAAUUCAUUUGAUCAAACAUCACGAAAUCGUAUGAGAGAAAAAGUUACUGCGAGUAUAAUAUUUAAGGAUCGAAAAGCGUCGUACCCGAGAAGCGUUGGACAUCCUUUCGUUGGGGACUACGUAAGACUGCGCCAUAAUUUACAAUGGAAAAAGAUUUGCGUUGAAACAAAUGACCAAUAUGUGGUUUUUGCGGAUAUCAUUAACAAAAUAACUCGUUCAAGUGGAAAGUUUGUGCCAAUUUUAUUAGUUUUAUCAACAUCAUCAUUAUUGCUCUUGGAUCAGAGAACAUUACAAAUAAAAUAUCGUGUACCAGCCGCAGAAAUAUAUCGCAUGUCAUUAAGCCCAUAUUUAGACGACAUUGCAGUCUUUCAUGUAAAAGCUUCCGAAUUUGGUAGAAAAAAAGGUGAUUUCGUCUUUCAGACCGGUCAUGUCAUAGAAAUUGUUACAAAAUUAUUUCUUGUAAUACAAAAUGCAACUAGUAAGCCGCCAGAAAUACACAUAAGUACCGAAUUUGAAGCUAACUUCGGACAACAAACUGUCGUUUUCACAUUCAAGUAUGGUGGUAUGUCGGAGUUUUCACAAGGUCCACCAAAAGUUAGCAGAAAAGGAAAUAGGAUGGAGAUUAUUGUAUGAUCGUCAUUAAGGUGUAAUCCAGGAACUGUUAGGUAUUAAAUUUUGUUAGAUUUAUUAUUGUGUGUGCCAAAAAUUUAACUGUGCCAAUUAAGUCAUAAAAACAAAUGAAAUGACGAGGAUAACUUUUAAAAAAUCUGUCAUUUUUGGUUUUGAAAUUCAUUUUCUUAAAACUAUAUAAAAAUUGGGAUCAACUUAAA
Molecule: messenger RNA, 4766 nt
Organism: Episyrphus balteatus (marmalade hoverfly)
Lineage: Eukaryota; Metazoa; Arthropoda; Insecta; Diptera; Syrphidae
Gene: Myo95E
Product: unconventional myosin-Ib
Exons: 22
Coding region: 679-4569 (1296 amino acids)
Biological process (GO): actin filament organization; vesicle transport along actin filament
Cellular component (GO): microvillus; plasma membrane; vesicle
Molecular function (GO): ATP binding; microfilament motor activity; actin filament binding
Source: RefSeq, a predicted model, not a curated record